AGACAUCAAUCCCUGCUUGUUUGAGUCACCCAUACAUAUAGGUGGCAGUGAAGAUAUUUCUGUGUGUUUGUACCCAUACCGAACCCAUCGUCGGACUGCAAGGAAAACGGUCAAAAUGAUACUGGGCUAAUUGCCGAUAUAUAAACAAUUGACCACUACUGGUUGAUGCAAAAAGGCUACACACGUUCGCAUUGAAGCGCCAACUCCAAUUCUCUUUAAAAGAUGUCAGAGGCCCUCAUCCUCACCUUUCAGUCCCAGCUCUCCAGUCUGAUGGAGACUGUCCUCAAAUCAGCUAUGUACGAGGUCACUAGGCUGGUGGAAGACAGCUUCUUAGAGGAAGUAGGCCGUGGCAAGCAGGAAGUCGAGAUGCUGCGGUUAAAACUACAGCUAUCUGAGCUCAAAUUAAGGGAAAAAGAGCGUGAAAAAGUGAAAGGGAUGAGGUGUGGAAACUGUGGAAGGGCUAGCGCCACCACUGACGGAACCCACGAUGAGCCACCAGCUGAGGCUGACACCCUUUGCUUGAGCCUGAGUGUCAGUGAGCAGCGCCAGUGUGGACAGAUGCUUCAAGAAGAGGAGUGGAUCUCCACAGAGACACAUGAUCGCAAGCCUCACGUAACAACUGCCCAUGUGAAGGAUAGGGGGGACAGUCAAAACCUGAGUUUGGCAUCUCCAUCCUCAACACCAGACAAGCAGUGGACUUUGCAGAGCCCUAUUUCAACUGGAUCUGCCAUAAACCAGGAGUAUGACUCCCUCUCUGGUGACAAACACAAAAAUAGAGACACAGAGCCUGGUGGGGUACUUUCCUCUCACACAAGAGAGAGUGUUCAGGAGUCGCAGGCAGCACUGCCAAGCCUGCUUGCCACGUUAGCUCUACCAGGCAGCAGCCGCCACAGCAGCACCAGCAAUGAUUUCAUUCCUACCUCGGCUUUCCCUGAUCUGAAGUCAGAGAGUGAGGGAAUCCCACCUGUUAUUAAAGAGGAGGAAGAAGCCUUGCCUGUGUGGAACCCCAGUCGUGAGGAUGCAGAGUUUUGUCAGGACAUGGUCAAUCCAUCUGACACACACUCCAGAGGACCCUGGAAUCGAGAGGAGAUGCAGGUAGAGACCAUUAACAAUAUCUCCCCUCUUGCCUCACAGGAGACAGACACGUACGUCAUGUCAUAUUCUGUUAAGCUGGACACAUUGGCGUCACAAACCAGGCAGGUUCAGCCCCUGCUGUUAAGUCCAGCAAUGGCAGAUUUGACUGACAAGUCAGUUGGAUCUGAUUUACAAGUGCAGGGCGUUGUUGGAUACACCAUGCCUAACGACAGCUUGGUGUUGAGUGAAAACUCACCUGUGUCCCAACAACAGGGCUUCCAUGGAGAGAAGGCCUUUAGGUGCUUUAUAUGCUCAAAGAGAUUCUCGUCAUAUAAGUACCUCAAAGCACAUCAGAAGCUCCACACAGACAAGCGCCACCCCUGCACCCAGUGCGGGAGAGGGUUUCAGCACCUGUGUCAUCUGAAGGCCCACAUGCUCACUCAUACGGGAAAGAAGCCACUUAAUUGCCCCCACUGUGACAAAAGUUUUGUGUAUAACUUUGAGCUCAAGAUCCACCUUAGACAGCACUCGGGUGAGAAGCCCUACACCUGCUCACACUGUGGGAAAGGCUUUGCACGGCUGAGCAACUUCAAGCAGCACCAGAACAUCCAUACGCGAGAGAAGGUGUACGGCUGUGUCUUCUGUGGCAUGAGGUUCACACGUUCCAGCAACCUGAGGGUUCACCUGCGGCGACACAGCGGUCCGAGCGACGCUUAUCUGUGAUGUGGCUUAUCUGAAGGAUCACCUUCUUAAAACCUUUUGAGAAAGCAGAGACUGUCAGACGUAAACACAUAAAAACAAAAACAAACAAAACAAACUAACAUUAACAAGGACACUUUCAAGUUCCAUUUGGUCAGGUUCUGGAAUGGCAUAAUGGAACGUGGACAACUGCUUUUAUAUGCAUGUGAUGUAGAUCAGUCAUCGUGAUGGUUAAAUCCUAAUCAAAUAUGAUUUUAAAGAAACUGAUACUUAAAUGUCCUAAGAGAAUUGUAAUGAUAAAUUCAAAGUUAUUAUUUUCGUGUGAUGAGCACGUGUUAACAUUUUGAAAGGAUACUCUUACACAGGUAGCCUAAUUCUGAGGUUGAUAUUCAUUAAACCAAUUCAAAAAUA
Clupea harengus (Atlantic herring) is the source of this 2184-nucleotide messenger RNA. RefSeq lists its product as uncharacterized. Gene Ontology annotation, biological process: regulation of gene expression. The record is from RefSeq and is a predicted model, not a curated record. Gene Ontology annotation, cellular component: nucleus. Lineage: Eukaryota; Metazoa; Chordata; Actinopteri; Clupeiformes; Clupeidae.